This is a messenger RNA of Coturnix japonica (Japanese quail), 2058 nucleotides long. Lineage: Eukaryota; Metazoa; Chordata; Aves; Galliformes; Phasianidae. The record is from RefSeq and is a predicted model, not a curated record.
ACAAUAAGCACCUUCAUCCCCCCCAAAGGCGGAGAGAGAGAGGGAGAGGAGGAGGAGGAGGAGAGACAGGGGGAGAGGAGAGCUGAUGCCUAAGCGAGUCACUCGGCGCAGGCACGGCGGGCGGGACCACAACUUCCCGGGGCGCGGAGCAGCGCGGAGCGGUGCGGAACGGAGCGCGGCGAUCGGAGCGCGCCCAUGUCAGCUCAGCGCCGGGGGACUGCACGGCGCUACGGGCAGCACUGAGCAACACUCCUCGCCCAGCGAUGUAUUCACUGCUCUCCGCCUGCACUUGCCUAUGUUUACAUUUCCUGCUGCUGUGCUUUCAGGUACAGCAUGGCGAGAUGAAGGCUGGGAGGAGAGCGGAGAGAGGGAGCAGCCUGAAUGCAUCCCAAGGAGAAGCGCGAGGGGGAAAGGUGUUGUUGAAGCUGAAGGACGCUGUUGGUACAAGGAUAAAUAGACGUAAGCUGGACAUGUUUGUUGCCGAGGAGAAUGUAGAUUUUCGGAUACACGUGGAGAACCAAACGCGAGCAAGAGACGACGUGAGCAGGAAGCAGCUCCGGCUCUAUCAGCUGUACAGCAGGACAAGCGGGAAACACAUCCAAGUGCUGGGCAGGAGGAUCAGCGCCAAAGGAGAAGACGGAGAUAAAUAUGCCCAGCUUCUAGUGGAAACAGACACUUUUGGCAGUCAAGUCCGGAUCAAAGGGAAGGAGACAGACUUCUACCUUUGCAUGAACAGGAAAGGCAAGCUAGUGGGGAAGCCUGAUGGCACCAGCAAGGAGUGUGUCUUCAUUGAGAAGGUCCUAGAAAACAACUACACGGCGCUGAUGUCAGCAAAGUAUUCAGGCUGGUAUGUUGGAUUCACCAAAAAAGGGAGGCCACGGAAAGGGCCCAAGACCCGGGAAAACCAGCAAGACGUACAUUUUAUGAAGAGGUACCCAAAGGGGCAAGUGGAGAUACAGAAACCUUUCAAGUACACAACAGUCACCAAGAGGACUAAGAGAAUACGACCCACCAACCCCAGUUAAAAGUAGAUGAAACAGUGUCAUGAUAAUAAACCACAAAAAAAAAAAAAAACCUAACAAAAAAAUAACAAAAAAACAAACAAACAAAAAAAAAACAACAAAAAAAAAACUGCACCAGAGGAAUAUUUUUACAUUAAAGAUAAGGAAGAAGCUCUAUUUUUGUACAUUGUGUUUAAAAAAAUAAAAAUAAAAAAUAAUAAAAAAAAAACGAAUAAAAGACUAGAUGGCAAACGCUGGGGAAAAGCUGUUAGGGAUUUAUUGUGACUUGAAAAACGAAAUGAACUGCUCUAUUUAAAUUGACUUCUCGUUGUUGAUGACACACAGGUGCUUAUUUCUCUUUUUGGAAAGGACAACUUUUCAAGCAUAUCCCCAGAGGGAAAAAAAGAAAAACAAGACAAAAAAAUAAAAAAAAAAGAAAGAAAUAAAAAGGAAAAAAAAAACCAACAAAAAAAGAGUAAUUAUUAAAAAUAAAUAAAUAAAGCCAAAGAAAACCAAAGUUCUUUCCCAAAGUUACUGAGACCCUGCCCUGAAACUUGCCAGUUUUGCAGUAAUCUAUUUAUUGUCUGCUGCAAGCUGGACUGAGACAAGAUGGUGUGUGCCGCAGUGAUUGAGUUUGCGUGGAGUUCUCGACGCAUCGAUCUUCUGUAACCUUUCUGACGACAUAAGGUGUCACGGCUCCGUGAUCCUGCAUUGCGCUCAGUUCUGGAGAAUGCUGCUAACUACAUUCAAGUGACUACAAAAUGACCUAGUACACCAAUGAUAAGGGAAUAUUUUAAAACCAGCUAUAUUAUAUAUAUUAUAUAUAUAUAAGCUAUUUAUUUCACCUCUCUGUAUAUUGCAGUUCCAUGAACCAAGUAUUACUGCCUCAACAAUUAAAAAAAAAAUUAUUUAAAACACAUGUAUAUAUUUUUGCUGUUCAUGCUUAAUUCCCCCUUGCUGAAUAGUGUUGUUUUAGUGGCUGUUUAUCUUUGAUGUGAGGACUGCACGGUGUCUUUGGGAUGGUUUCCCUGCUAUAAACAUUAUUGCCGGUUCUGCA